AUGCACCACGCCCACGAGCCCAGCGGCCUGCGCGUGUAUGAUCUGGAGGAGGGGCGCGGCCGCGAGAUCCAGGAGGGCGACAAGAUCUCGGUCCACUUUGACUGCCUGUACCGCGGCAUUGAUGCGGUGUCCAGCCGCUAUGCGCGGACACUGGGCGGCAACCGCACCGUGGCAGAGCCCCUGGAAUUUGUUGUCGGCGAGUUUGUGACGGGCUCAACCAUGAAGCCUGUCGGGGACAGCGGGGGCGGCGGCCUGUUCUCGGGGGCGUCGGGCCCCAAGCCGCCGCAGGCCAUCUCAAAGGCGGUGGUGGGCAUGAAGGUUGGCGGCAAGCGCCUGGUGCUGGUGGAUGUCCCGGCACUGGGCUACCCCCAGGGCAACCAGGAGAUCCCCGCGGGGGAGCCCUUUGAGCUGCGGAUCGAGGUGCUGGGGACAAUCGGCUGA
Monoraphidium neglectum is the source of this 441-nucleotide messenger RNA. RefSeq lists its product as hypothetical. Gene Ontology annotation, cellular component: chloroplast thylakoid lumen. Gene Ontology annotation, molecular function: peptidyl-prolyl cis-trans isomerase activity. The coding region runs from base 1 to 441 and encodes 146 amino acids. The transcript is spliced from 5 exons. The record is from RefSeq and is a predicted model, not a curated record. Lineage: Eukaryota; Viridiplantae; Chlorophyta; Chlorophyceae; Sphaeropleales; Selenastraceae.